AUGAAGAUUCCAUACGAAGUCCUCUGCAUAGUCUCCAUUACUACAUUGGUUCUUCCUCAGCCGCAACCAUCUACCAGCAGUGUCCUCCGCAACGUUGAAAUAUUGGCCGAUGUUAUCAACAAAGGGGAUUACCUUACCGUGGAGAAAAUUGUAGUAUCGAUAAUAACGCCAUUUCUGAAUGUUUUCACAUCUGUUAUUAGGCAGAUUUUCGAUGGUACUGAAUCUCCAGAAAUUAAAUACCUUCGACAACUGUCAGAGAGACUAGUUAGAAGGUUUGAUGUAGUUGAAGACCAAUUUUCACACCAUAUCAAUACAUUGGUCAAUUGUUCCGUAGUUGAAGUAUCUUACUUAACCCUUGAAAGUAAGAUUCACGCCGUAUCUCAUGAAUUCAGACGUUUAUUCCAAGUCCCUUCUUCAGGUAUUAGUGAACAGAAGAAGAUUUUUAUCAAUAAUUAUGAAAAUGAUUAUUUAAGCAGUGGGUCCAAACUCUUUGCGGGAUUUAUGAUUGAUGAUGGCACAGCUAGCCAGGGUUUGAUACGACCGACAAUGAAGUUCACGGACAACAAUAGAAGAGCGAUGGGGGAGGUUAUGCUUGGGAUACUGAAACUACUGCUAAUUGCUGCUGAAGUAGAACUGGGGUACUUAGGAAUUAAGGGAUAUGAUAAUAUUGCUUCUUUCUACAGUCAACAGUGGCGCGUGCGCAUUGAACGGGUUCAAGAAAAAAUGAAAACAAUAGACGAAGAAUUGAAAAAUGCAUACUACGGACAAUCGCUGAAAGAUAUUGAUAGAUUUGCACUUGAUAAUAAUUUACUCAGCAAUCAAAACUUCAGUGAACGUCUGUAUCAUAAACUUUCUAGAAAGUAUUUUUGGCGGAAUUGGUUAGUGGUUACAUCAACACACACUGAAGGGCGCCAUGAUGCUCACUCUCGGGUCUGCACAGGAGUUAUAAAAUCAGUUCAUUCAAAAGACAUUGUGGUGGAUAGUGUUGAUCAUGAAAAACCCUAUUUCAAUAUCGGUGAAGUAAAAUUAUUGCAAUCAUCAUUACAGAGUACAUGUGAAAAUACAACACGUUAUAUUUCAUGUCAUCAUGGGUGUACUGGUCAUUGUAGAAAACAGCCCGUGCGCCGCUGUGGAACGUACGUAAAUUAUAAUGAUGCUGAUGAUAUCUUUAACUGGUUUAGUACUGUCCGCACAUCUUGCUCACCUUAUUCUUCUGUGGGUAUCAUCGCAACUGACAAACAAGCGGCGUAUCAUGCAAGUCCAGUUGGUGGUUCAUCAAACAGGCUUUUUGUCAGUGAUUUAGGAAUACACUGCAAAUACAAGGUUCAUUUCUUUGGUUAAUUUACAAAAGUUUCAUUACUUUUUAUAUUAGAAAAAAUAGUCAAAAAUCAUUUUGAGUGAAAUUAAAUUUUCACAAUUUCAUUUGAUUUCAAGAAGGUAAUUAUAGCUAUAGAACUAACAAAAAGUUAUGUUGACUGAACUUCCUCUCACCUCAGUGAAAACAUGUUAUCUGAACUCCAACAUACAGGAACUUGAUUAUAAUUUACCAUGCUGUACAUCAAAUAAUGGAAAUAGUUCAUUUUUAUAAGAAAACUACAAAUUACAAAAUGUCAGACCAAAUAUCCUCUGUGUGAACAUGGAUUGGUAUGUGGAAUGAUUUCAUAGGUAACUGGUAAAUCACACAAUACAUCGGUCCAGAUUUUCUCUGUCCAGAAAUCUUCAUAGAUUACGACUUUUAAUUGACUUCAAAAAUAAUAAGAACCAAUUUAGUGCAUGCAUGAAUCUAACUCGGAGAAACGAAAAUACUAAAUGAAUGCUAAGAUCAGAAUAUGAUUUGUAUUUCUUAACGACUUACAGUGUAUAUCUUGUCUCAAGAAUAGAUUACAAAAUUGAUGAAAUUAUCUCGCUAAAAUUAUCCACUCUUGUAGAAAAAUAUUUGGAAGUUAACAUGUUACUGUUUUCAAACUGUUCAAGCUGUAUCCAUUA
Ostrea edulis (European flat oyster) is the source of this 1986-nucleotide messenger RNA. RefSeq lists its product as uncharacterized. The record is from RefSeq and is a predicted model, not a curated record. The transcript has a single exon. NCBI's taxonomy places the organism in Eukaryota, Metazoa, Mollusca, Bivalvia, Ostreida, Ostreidae. The coding region runs from base 1 to 1341 and encodes 446 amino acids.